Messenger RNA from Catharus ustulatus (Swainson's thrush), 2841 nucleotides. RefSeq names its product iroquois homeobox 4 (gene IRX4). The coding region runs from base 812 to 2308 and encodes 498 amino acids. Gene Ontology annotation, cellular component: nucleus. The transcript is spliced from 6 exons. Gene Ontology annotation, molecular function: RNA polymerase II cis-regulatory region sequence-specific DNA binding; DNA-binding transcription factor activity, RNA polymerase II-specific. NCBI's taxonomy places the organism in Eukaryota, Metazoa, Chordata, Aves, Passeriformes, Turdidae. Gene Ontology annotation, biological process: regulation of transcription by RNA polymerase II; cell development; neuron differentiation. The record is from RefSeq and is a predicted model, not a curated record.
GGGGACAGGUACAGGUGCCCGUCUCCUGUGCGCAGGGCUACGCCGACGUCCCAGCCCGCCUCCUCCAGCGGGAGGGAAACAAAGACGGCGAGAGAGGCAGGGAGAGUUGCCUGUAAGUUUAGCGCCUUUCAGUCGUGACUCGCGGAGAUAAAUGAUAGUUUGGAGGUGCGCGCAGUUAAUCACCGCCACGGCUGCCGUACAGCGUGUGCAACCCGCAGAUCAUUAGGUUAAAUGGAGGACAUUCGUGUCCUUCCAGAAUCAAUGCAAUUAUUGUUGGCAACAAGGACAACAAUUGGAGUGGCAGCACUAAUUUUACUAACCUGCUAUUAAUUAUGGUGUCCCCCACGCCCCAGACGGCGUUUAUAACCCGCGGAAGCAAGCGGCGCUGGCUGCUUCUGUUUUAAAACGGGAAAAGUUGGAAGUGGAAUGCCUGGUCGUGUUGGAAAGUGUUAAUCAGUAGGAAAGAGUGUGAUCAGUGGAACUAUUCACUUGAGCGUCACUCUGGUACAGGGGGUUAGUGAAGUGGCUGUGGCGCCUGGGGACCGAAGGCUCCGCGCAGGUACCGCGCACUGAGACAUGUCUGCGUUAGCUCCCCGCAGCUCCCUGCCACGCCAGCCAGCGCAGACCGGAGGAGACAAGCCCUACCAUGGCACAGCCAUCGCUACCAGGUUUUAGCCGAAGCCUGGCGUGAUCGCAGCAUCUAGGGACCUGUGGUUACCAAUCAAUUGGUACGACAGAGCAGAGCCAGGCUGCCAUAGCGUGCAGAUCAGACGCCUCGCCUUGUUUCUAGAUAACUGGGAGCCUCUGUACCAUGUCCUAUCCUCAGUUUGGCUACCCUUACUCCUCAGCACCCCAGUUCCUGAUGAGCACCAACUCCCUGACGACCUGCUGUGAGACCAGCAGCCGGACGCUGGCUGAGACGGGGGCGGCCGCCUCCGCCCAGACCCCCGUGUACUGCCCGGUGUACGAGAGCCGCCUGCUCGCCACCGCCCGACACGAGCUCAACUCCGCCGCCGCCCUGGGGGUCUACGGCGGGCCCUACGCCGGGCCCCAGGGCUAUGGAAACUACGUGACCUACGGUACCGAGGCUCCCGCCUUCUACUCCUUGAACAGUUUGGAUGCGAAGGACGGGAGCGGCUCUGCGCAUGCGGGCAUCGCCCCCGCGGCUGCCUACUACCCCUACGAUCACACCCUCAGCCAGUACCAGUACGACAGGUACGGGACGAUGGACGGCGGGACGCGGAGAAAAAACGCCACCCGAGAGACGACCAGCACGCUGAAGGCCUGGCUGCAGGAGCACCGCAAGAACCCCUACCCCACCAAGGGCGAGAAGAUCAUGCUGGCCAUCAUCACCAAGAUGACCCUCACCCAGGUCUCCACCUGGUUCGCCAACGCCCGCAGGCGGCUCAAGAAGGAGAACAAGAUGACUUGGCCCCCGCGGAACAAGUGCUCGGACGAGAAGCGGCCCUAUGAGGAAGAGGAGGAGGAGGAGGAGGAGGGCUCGCAGGAAGAGGCGAUGAAGAGCGGGAAAGCCGAGGAACCCACGGGCAAGGAGGAGAAGGAGCUGGAGCUCAGCGACCUGGAGGACUUGGACGCCGCCGAGUCGGAGAGCUCGGAGUGCGAGCUGAGGCGGCCCUUCCCGCACCCGCUCCCGCAUCCGCACCCGCUCCCGCUGCCGGGAGCCAGCCACCCGCCGCGGGCCGCCGAGCUCCCCGCCAAGAUGCCGCCGCCGGCCGCCUCCGGGGAGGAGGAGGAGGAGGAGGAGGCGGCGGCGGCAGAGCGGGCGCGGAGCUGCCUGAAGACGGCGGCGGAGGAGUGCGGCCCCGACCCGCUGGGCGCUCGGCAGCGCGGCUGCGAGUCCAAGAUGUGCUUCCAGCAGGGGCAGCAGCUGCUGGAGGCGAAGCCCAGGAUUUGGUCCCUGGCGCACACUGCCACCUCCCUCAACCAGGCCGAGUACCCCUCCUGCAUGCUGAAAAGGCCGGGGGGCUCGGCCGCCGCCGCCGCUCCCGCCCCGGUCAGCGUCAUCGACAGGCACCAGGAUUCGCCGGUCACCAACCUCAGGAACUGGGUGGACGGGGUGUUUCACGACCCCCUGUUCAGGCACAGUACUUUAAACCAAGCCCUGAGCAACACAACAGUUUCCUGGGCUACCACCAAAGGAGCCAUUCUGGAAACGGGCGCCUUGGGACGCGCGGUGGGGAACGGCGCCAAUGUGCUCAAGGGGCAGCUCUCAAACCUGGCCCACCAUGACUCAAACAAAGAGUUUCUGGCGUUUCCCAAAUCAGGAAGCAAAAUGUUUUGUUCCUAACAGGCCUGCCGAGGGGCAAAGGACUUUCUAACGCUUGAAGAGUCAGCUACACUGAAAAGAGACUUGCGAGAGUUUAAAUUUAAAUAUAAAACUUUUUCUUCCUUUUUUUUUUUUUAAACAAACAACACAAACGAGGAUUUAAAGUUCAGUUUGCUCAGUUCGACGGAAAGACUUUGCUCAUUGCUGUUCUGAACAUUUUCUCCUGGCUGCGACUUUAAGGGAUCAAUGUCGUGAAAGUUAUUUAAUUCCAUGUCCAAAAAGCACGUACUAUAGUGUAGGCCUACUUAAAAAGUUUACAUCCGAAAGUUUACAAACGGGAAAAUUUAAUUCAGAUUUAAUUUAAGGCAUGCCGAAAUUAGUUAUAAAGACUUUUCGAGAGUUUUUCUUCCUGAUUUCCUUGUUAGCAUAUAAUUCACAAACAGCACUUCUACUAAGUUUACACCUACUGCACAAAUUUAUCUUGACAAAAAAAAAAAAAAAAGAAUAUGUUAAAAGGUAUGCUCACUCCAAUAAAUUGUCUGUUUCAGAGGUAA